Messenger RNA from Amaranthus tricolor (Joseph's coat), 2623 nucleotides. Its product is annotated as probable polyamine transporter At1g31830. Gene Ontology annotation, biological process: transmembrane transport. NCBI's taxonomy places the organism in Eukaryota, Viridiplantae, Streptophyta, Magnoliopsida, Caryophyllales, Amaranthaceae. Bases 937 to 2358 code for a protein of 473 amino acids. Gene Ontology annotation, cellular component: membrane. The transcript is spliced from 2 exons. The record is from RefSeq and is a predicted model, not a curated record. Gene Ontology annotation, molecular function: transmembrane transporter activity.
AUUGCUAAAAAGUACCUUUAGUUAUACCAUUGGAGUGGACUUACGAUUACAAGUGUAUAACAUUUUAUACAUUCCCCCAUGCCUUGUCGCAAGUUCUUAGAUUGGGAGGGUGUACCAUUUUCCUCCACAACAAAAGUAAAAUUUAGAAAUGAACAAAAUGAUGCAGUGAUGCCAGAAUCCAUGAAAGAAGAGAUCAUCUUGGAGGGAGAAGAAAUUUAAUACUCCAUCCUAUUCAGUUUAUGUGUCCCCUUUUCUUUUAUGGUCAAGUCAUUUUAAUUGUCCCAUUUCUAUUUUUGGUAUAAAUUUUUGACUUUUAUGCCCUUGGUAGCUUUAUCCUAUUUUCUAUUAUACCCUCCAUUAUCCAUACUAAUUUUCCUCCCUUAUAUUAAAAACUCGUAAUAUCACUCUCUAUUCUACCCUUAAAGUUCUACUUUUAACUUUUUUUUUUAUCCAUAAAAAGUCAAAUAGGACCAGAAUAAAAUGCAGUAUUUAAUAAUCCCCUUUUAGAGAAAUUCGGAUUCUUCGUCGAUACUUACUAGAUAUUUCGUCAUCUUCCUUCUUUUUCUUUCUCUCAGAAAUUUAAUAUUCUAAUUUAUUUUUCCAAGAAAUACCUGCAUCGGUAAGUACAAUAUAGUAAAACUUCGUCAAUUCUUUCUUCGGUUGUAUAGGGGUGUUUACGCCGUCAAUUCAAGUUUCCUAGAUGGGAUCGAACCCUUCUUCAUGGUUCGUAACUUCUCCAUCUACCAAUAAAAUCUGAAUCUGAGUUGUCUAUUAGGCAAUUAGGUGAAUUUCUUCAUCUGGGUUUCUUUCCAUUUGUGGGAAUUUGUUCUUUUUGUCCAAUUUUUAUUCCUAAUCAUAUGGAAAAUUUUGGAUUUUGUACUUUUUUGCAAUUGGAAACUUAGGCAUACAGGUAGCAAUAGGCAAACUUCCAUUGAGAUGGGAGAAUACAAUGGAGUAAGAUAUUCUGGUAUUGAUAAUGCUCUAUCUUCACCAAGGGCUGAGAAAUCUAAAAAGGUUUCAUUACUACCACUUGUUUUCCUCAUCUUUUAUGAGGUUUCGGGAGGUCCAUUUGGGGUUGAGGAUAGUGUUGGUGCCGCUGGACCUUUGUUAGCUCUUGUAGGGUUCUUAGUAUUCCCCUUUAUAUGGAGUGUUCCUGAGGCAUUGAUCACAGCAGAAAUGGGAACAAUGUUUCCUGAAAAUGGGGGUUAUGUUGUUUGGGUUUCAGCUGCUUUAGGGGAUUACUGGGGUUUUCAGCAAGGUUGGAUGAAGUGGAUUAGUGGUGUUAUUGAUAAUGCAUUAUACCCUGUUCUGUUUCUUGAUUACUUCAAAUCAGUAGUUCCUUUGGUAGGCCAUGGUUAUCCAAGGACUUUAGCAGUGCUAGUUUUGACUGCUGUUCUUACAUUCUUGAACUAUAGGGGUUUAGCUAUUGUUGGAUGGGUUGCUGUUCUGUUGGGUGUGGUGUCUAUUCUUCCUUUUGCUGUUAUGGGACUAUUGGCGGUUCCAAAAGUGGAGCCGUCUAGAUGGCUAGUAGUUGAUCUUAAAAAUGUCAACUGGGGUUUGUACUUAAACACCCUCUUUUGGAAUUUGAACUACUGGGAUUCAGUAAGUACCCUUGCUGGUGAGGUCGAGAACCCAAAGAAGAAUCUACCAAAAGCCUUAUUUUACGCUCUGAUAUUUGUUGUUGCUGCCUAUUUCUUCCCCCUUUUAGUCGGGACUGGGGCAAUUCCUCUUGAUCGGAGCCAAUGGUCUGACGGGUAUUUUGCUGAUGUCGCCAAAAUUAUCGGUGGAACAUGGUUAUGUUGGUGGAUUCAGGGUGCCGCUGCAAUGUCUAACAUGGGUAUGUUUGUUACUGAAAUGAGUGGCGAUUCUUUCCAGCUUUUGGGUAUGGCAGAGAGGGGCAUGCUUCCUGAAAUUUUCGCUAAGAGAUCACGUCAUGGAACCCCUUUAAUUGGCAUAUUAUUCUCAGCUUCCGGUGUACUUCUACUGUCUUGGUUGAGCUUUGAAGAGAUUGUGGCCGCUGAGAAUUUUUUAUACUGCUUCGGAAUGAUUUUGGAAUUCAUUGCUUUUGUGAUCUUACGCAUAAGACAACCAGCUGUUUCUCGGCCUUACAAGAUUCCUGUUGGGACAAUCGGAGCUAUUCUGUUGUGUAUACCGCCCACGGUAUUAAUAUGUGUCGUUCUGGCUCUUUCAUCUGUUAAAGUCAUGGUAGUGAGUCUUAUAGCUGUGGCGAUUGGCCUUGUGAUGCAUCCUGCUCUCAGAUACUGCAAGGAAAAGAGAUGGCUGAAGUUUUCUGUAAGUAUUAAUCUUCCUGAUCUUCAAGCUGAUGUGCAUGAGAACACUCAAUCUUUAGUUCCUUAGUUGGUUGUGAUUGAAACAAAAAGGGCUAACCAUAUCUAGAGAAUCAAUGUUACAUAGAAGAAUAUGCAAUAUGUUCUGAUAUGUUGAUGAUCAUUGUUCUUUAUAUCUUUAUAGGUGACAUGUAUGUUGUAGUUUUAUAUUCACUCGUGUUUUUCAUUUGUUGUUUUAGCAUCUGAUUGUGGCUGGUUGUUUACUGUAAAUCAUCUUGUUUUUAAUUGAGAUUAUAGUGGCAAUUGAAAAUUACAAAAAAAGGAUUUGGCUUUCA